GAAGAUUCGAAUCGUUCAAACUGUACAUCACUAGACAGAGCUCUGUGAUGAAACAUGGCGGGCGCCUCCGACCCCCUGGAAGAUAUGCUCUUUUCAGAGGUGGACGAAAAAGCUGUGAGCGAUCUGGUGGGUUCUCUAGAGUCACAGCUUGUUGGCCAAAGCAACCCAGCAGGUUCCCAUUCGGAGAAAAGAGGCGUUGGGUCUACAGGCAAUGCAAACCACCACUUAGGAAAAACGCCACCUGCCCAAGUGGGCACUACACUAGAACAGCAACAACAACAAGGACAACAUAAAUCUGAUAUGCACCAGGAGACGAACUCUAAAGAAAUCGGCGCCGAAAAAACAAUUACAUCCUCAUCACCAAGUUCCGUUCCGUCCUUUGGCGAGGCUUCCAGCACCUCAGGCACCAGUGUAGACGCUAGCUCGAGCGGUUUGCAAUCACAUGGAACAUCCAUCACAACACAGCCUGCAUCUGGUGUGGCAACUUUGCCAUCACCGCUAGUCAGCAUCAGCACCGCCAGUUCUAGGAGAUCUACUUUGGACUCCGAUGAGACGUCAACAGACACCGAUUCACCAAGAAAACGCAUAACUGCCUCACUAAGGAGUGCUUCUGCUCGAAUACAGACUUUGAACGGUAACGCAGUAACGUCAAAGAGGAAUAGCAAUACAGCUAGAACGGAAAGUGUUAGCGCAGUGGCUAGCGGGGCAACUGGCGAUAACUCAUGUCGGACCGUUACAGCUUGUGUAAAUACAACGACUUUCACUGUAUCUCACUCCAGCAUCACAGCAGGUCAAACAGCGAUUGCUUUAGAUAGAGGGACUCCUACUAUUGCAUUGCAUAGACUCCCUAGUCACAUUGUAGCUAGCAUAGCACAGAAUGGAAAUGGCACGACCGUAUCGGCCUUGGUCGAGCAAGGCGCACGGAUAGGACCUAUCGGCUCUGCAGCAACUUUCCAAGCGAAUUACAAUAAAGAGGGAACCGACACAGGUGCUUCGAAACAGGAUUCUCUUGCGCAGUCCAAAACUGUUGUGUCCAGUCAGUCUGGUGCUGUUAAUUCUGUAAUAAAUGCUGUAUCCACUCCGUCUCCUGUCUUCAACCCAUCCACAAGCCAGACUACUGUUGCUACUCCUGUAACACUUACGGGGAUGUCAAAAACUUCAACAAGUGUGGCAGGGCAAAUUAUCACGACAUCCGCAGGAAUGGUUAGGCCCACAACACCCUCAGCGGCACCUGCAGUGGCAACCCCGACACAGCCCCAGCUUCGACCUGGACUCUCUGCGCCUCAAAGGAUUGUAGCUCCCCAGCUGAUUGUCAGGCCUCCUCAGCAGCAGACGACCAUUCAGCUGCCCCCUGGGUUUACCAUCCCACAGGGAAUGGUGUUGGUGCGCACUGAGAUGGGCCAGCUGGUCAUGGUUCCCCAGCAGGCCCUAGCCCAGGCCCAGGCACAGGCCCAGGCCCAAAACAACAUCUCCCCACGACCUGCCACCCCCACGGCGGGAACUACCUUCAGAGUGACCACCCCACAGAAGGGCCCCGUGGCGCCAGCCGUGGCGGUGACGGCUCCUCAGCAGGCCCCUGCAGUCCUGCCCCCCCAGGCCCAGGCCGCCUCGCAGCCAGCCCUGCCCCCGCAGACCACCAACGCUCCGACGGGCCCCGGAGCCGCUGCCGUCUCCCAGGAGAUGCAGGAAAACGUGAAGAAAUGUAAGAACUUCCUGGCCACGCUCAUCAAACUGGCGUCUCACAACUCUCCUUCUCCUGACACUUCACGUAAUGUGAAGGCCCUCGUGCAGGACCUACUGGAUGCUAAGAUCGAACCAGAGGAGUUCACCAACCGGCUACAGCUGGAGCUCAAGUCAUCCCCCCAGCCUUACCUGGUGCCCUUCCUGAAGAAGAGUCUCCCAGCCCUGCGGUUGUCUCUGCUCAGCAGUCAGCAUUCCCUGACCCAGCCUCCCCAGCAGCAGAAACCCCCGCCCACAGCUUCCAUGCCAGCCAUCGUUGCUGGGCCAGCUGUCCGUGUGCGCCAGCCCAACAGCAUAGCCGCUACCGGGGCCGGGGCGCUACCCGUCGGACACACAGCUGCCCUGGGUGUCAAGCGAGCGGGCACUGCUGGCAGCCAAGUCCAGAUGCCCUUGGUGAUCACACAGACACGAGGCUUGAUGGGGAAGGGAGCCACGAUACAGGCGGGCAGGAGUCCCGGGGGCUUUGCCGUUCAGGGGUUGGGGAAUCAGAAAAACAAGCUCAACGAUCCUGGAGGCGGUACUUUCAGGGACGAUGAUGACAUCAAUGACGUGGCGUCCAUGGCCGGGGUGAACCUGAACGAGGAGAGCGCUCGUAUUCUGGCAACCAACUCCGAGCUGGUGGGCACUCAGAUCCGCUCCUGUAAGGACGAGGCCUUCCUCCACCCAGGUCUGCUGCACAAACGCAUCCUGGAGACAGCUAAGAAGUAUGGAGUCAGUGAAGUUCCUCUGGAGGCUGCCACCUUCAUCUCUCACGCCACUCAGUCUCGUCUGCGCACCGUUCUGGAGAAGGUGUCCGCUAUCGCACAGCACAGACUGGAUGCUUGUAAAGAUGACGACUGGUACGAGCAGUCAGGAGAAGUACGGUCGCAGCUUAAGUUCUUUGAACAUCUGGAGAGGAUGGAGAAGCAGAGGAAAGAUGAGCAGGAGAGAGAAAUUCUGCUGAAGGCAGCCAAAAGUCGCUCCAGGCAAGAGGACCCAGAGCAGGCUCGCUUGAAACAGAAAGCUAAGGAGAUGCAGCAACAGGAGCUGGCUCAGAUGAGGCAGAGAGACGCCAACCUGACAGCUCUAGCCGCCAUCGGACCACGCAAGAAACGCAAGAUGGACUCUCCGGGCUCCACGCCAUCAGGGGCAGAGGUGUCCAGCAGCUCCGCAGGGUCACCGGCCGGUGCCUCCACCUCAUCACGCCAGUACGCCCGCCAACGCAUCACCCGCGUCAACCUCAGGGAUUUGAUCUUCUACAUGGAGCAGGAGCGGGACACUGCCCACUCACUACUGCUCUACCGCGCCCUUCUGAAGUAGCCUCCUCUCCCUGCUCCCCCACCUGUGAGCACUCCCACCCCCCCCCCCCCCCAACGUAACCCAAACUUCCUCCUUAAGGUGCCUUCAAUUGGGUCUAAUUUUUCAGCUCAGUGUCUGUAGUGAUGUUUAACAUAGCUUUUGAUAAGAAGAGAAAAAAACUCGCAGAAAUAUGAAUAUGGUUGUAUGGUUGUGUCCUCUUUGUUUGUAGCUUCAAGGUGUGGCGUAAAUGUAUAGAUAGUCAAGACCAUGCGAAUUCUGAAGGGUUGCAGUUGAUCUGGGUUUUCUAAAGAAGGAUCUGUGAAUUUUUUUGGUGUCAAACGACUUGAGCCAGUCCUGUCCAUUGGUUACCUGUGUGUUUGAUGUUCCUGGCAGCUGAAUGAACCAUCUCAUUUAUUUUUAAGGAAUUAUAUUUUCAACCUAAUACAGCCUACAGCACAUACGUCUCUACAACAUAUUUAUUGAACAGAGUUUGAUAAAUAUAUUGAGAAGUCUGAAGUACAGUCAUAAUUUCAUACCAGUGCAUCAUAUUUUUGAAAAAACAAUAUAGUUUAGAGACUAUAAUAAGCAGCAUAACAUUACAGUGCAUUAAGCUUCCAUUCUUGUAAAUAGUUAUUUUUAAUUAUUUGAACAUGUAUGAUGCAUGUAUAAUGUUUUUACCACACAUAAUGUUUUAGCAAAAUAAGAAAAAAAGAACGACAACCAUGUGUCAAUACUAAAACGAUGUCAAAUCACAGGAAUUGAAUUUUGUCAAAGGAGGCAUGAUAUCUUGUUCCUUCACUUGUAAAGUUUGUCUCAAUACAGUCCUCUCCCCUUCAGACCCUCCCCCAUUCCCUCGGUCAGUAAAGAAACCAUGGUCACAAACACCAGUCCUCCCAGCACAGACUGCAGGGGGGAUCCCCCUUGUUGAACAAGGCACCAUGGUUUUUAUUACCCACACACUUCUGCUUGUGGUUUUUGCUUCAAUACUUCGUUGUUAUCUAUCUGUCAGUUUUGGGUGUCCACGUCCGUUUCUGUUGACUCGGAGGCCUACUCUCUGAGGCCAGGCUAGACUCAGCCCCACGACAGAUGCCCACAGUAGGGUCAUUGAACCAGCAGUCAAUCCGGGACCAUCUUCCGGUCAGUAACACAUUCUAACAUAUCAGGUACCUACAAAGGUGCACAGCAGAGAUGAUGAAAUAGAAAGGCAGUUCUUUCAUUUGAACCUCACUUACAUUUGUAUUUUGUUAUGCUUUGUUUUGUAUUGUUCCUGUCUCUGUGUGUGUAAUGUUGGGACCCAGUGCUUCCCAGCAAGUUUUUGGAUGAUCCCUGUCCUAAGGGUCACACUCAGAGGUAGCUAAGCAAAACCUCCCUUUUGACCAAUCCUUACUUUAAAGGCCUUUGUAUUUUUGGCUUGGUUUUAAACCACUUACACUCACCGUCUAUGCAGCUACAGUCUAUGUAAUUUAUUUGUUAAAUUGCUAACUUUAAGGUUUAUUGUAGUUUCUCUAACAGGACUAUUUUGUUUUGUAUAACUUCACCCAGUAAAAACAACAGAAUAAGAUAACUUACUUAUAAACUAAUUUGAGUGAUUCAAUAAUGACUUUUUUGAAGUUUGAUACAUGCUAAGUGUAUUUUAAAUCAAAUCAAAUGUAUUUAUAUAGCCCAUUUUACAAACAAUGUCACAUAGGGCUGUUAAUAAAUCUGUUGUUUUUCCAAGAACUGUCAAAUAGAAAUUUGAGCACUUCCCUGGAGUGUUUAGGGUGGAAUAAACAGUUAAAAGUUGAGGUAGCCUCAUCUCUACUGUCAGGUAGACAAAACUCCUGUUAAAUUUAGCAACAACUUUACAACAUUCAAGGCUCACACAACAUUACAGAAACGUUUAUCUCAUUCGGACGCCUUAUUAUCUUGUUUGGAAGACUUUUUAUCCCAUUCAGAUAACUUAGUAUCUCAUUGAACGACUUAGUUAAUUAGUUGAACGAGAUACUAUUUAAUACAAGAAAUUCACCCAUGCAAACUAGCUUUCAAAUUGGCAUGCUCAAAUUCAUGACUUGUGCCACUGGCCGUGGAGACAGGGAGUGCGGCCUAGUGUCAGCUAACCCUAACCAGCCCAGAUGGAGAGGGACUGGUGGUUUAGUCGAGUGCCCCAUGCCACUGUGAGAAGGUCAGGCUGCCAUUGUACUCAUGUCUUUGGUUAUUUUCAACCAAUUAAGUAGUUAGAACAACUUGUCUUUUUCAAAUGAAAACAAUAUUUGAAAUUAUAUCCAAAUGAGAUAAUAUUGUGCAAAUGAGAUGAUAAAGUCAAGAGGUAAAUUCCAAAAGUUGUCCGUGUUAGUAAUGUGAUUACUAACACGUUUGAAUGACUUACAGGUCGCUAUGUUUUUUUGCUCUCCUGCCCUUCAGGACAACUGUGAAAUAUGGCCAAUUGCUAAAGAACGCUUAAAUUAUUUUGUAGCUAUAUAUAUUCUUUGUACAUUGGCAGUAAUGCCUGCCACAUUUCACAUUUAGUCAUUUAGCAGACGCUCUUAUCCAGAGCAUUUCAGGCAAAUCAAUUAUAUCUCAAACUAUGAUAUUGGAAAGAAAUGUAAAAAAGCACAAUCUUAAAUAUUUGUUUUGUGGUUACAACAAUUUUAGUAAUUAUUUGUGUGAUUUCUGAUAAAAUACAAAAGGACAUUUCUACUUCUUCAGCUUUUUAGCCAAAACACUAGGUCAAUAUUACUGAUGUACACAGUUGGAAAAUGUAUGUUUUAAUGUAUCGAUAAUAUGUAAAUAUUGUUUACAAAACCAUGUGUUUAUUAGAACUACGUUAUUUUUGGUAAGCACUGUACAUAUAUUGAAAACUUCCUGUUUGUGUGAAAAGCAUACUUCUGUAUUUGUACCAAUUUUGUAAAGGAAUAAAUAAGCUGUUUACUAAACUGA
Osmerus eperlanus (European smelt) is the source of this 5934-nucleotide messenger RNA. RefSeq names its product transcription initiation factor TFIID subunit 4-like. The record is from RefSeq and is a predicted model, not a curated record. The transcript is spliced from 14 exons. Gene Ontology annotation, cellular component: transcription factor TFIID complex. Bases 55 to 3039 code for a protein of 994 amino acids. Gene Ontology annotation, molecular function: DNA binding; RNA polymerase II general transcription initiation factor activity; protein heterodimerization activity. Gene Ontology annotation, biological process: transcription initiation at RNA polymerase II promoter; DNA-templated transcription. NCBI's taxonomy places the organism in Eukaryota, Metazoa, Chordata, Actinopteri, Osmeriformes, Osmeridae.